UGGACUGCUUCAAUUACCUAUAUUGGCAAAGCAGAAUAAAAUAAAAGAAAAAGAAAGAAAAAGAAAGAAAAAAUCAGAAAAAACACCAACUUCAGAUUAUUUUGGGUUGUUUUCUGAACGAACAAACCACCACCAACCCAAAGGGAAAAAGGGGAAAAUCCACCCUUUCUUUCCUUGAUCUGCCCGCUUCCCGUUUUGUACAGAGGCCUCAAAAAUCUAUAUCAGAUUAUGUAUACGGGAGGGAAGGCAGUUGAUUCGAAAGAGGGUGGUGGAGGAGGAAGCGGAAAACAGGGUUCAUGGGGUGGUCUGAAUAGUUUGAUAAGGAGGAAACAGGUGGACUCGGUUCACGUGAAGUCUGGGGGUCAACAGUUGGCCAAGGAGUUGACUAUUCCCCAUCUUGUUGCAAUUGGAGUUGGCUCGACGAUCGGAGCAGGAGUCUAUAUUCUUGUUGGAACAGUGGCUAGGGAGCACUCUGGACCAGCCCUGGCAAUUUCCUUUCUAAUAGCUGGAAUAGCUGCAGCUCUUUCAGCCUUUUGUUAUGCUGAGCUUGCAAGUCGCUGCCCUUCUGCUGGGAGCGCCUAUCACUAUACGUACAUAUGCAUUGGAGAAGGUGUUGCUUGGUUGGUCGGUUGGGCUUUGAUUUUAGAAUAUACAAUUGGUGGUUCAGCUGUUGCUCGUGGCAUAUCCCCUAAUCUGGCAUUACUUUUUGGAGGAGAGGACAGUCUGCCUGCUUUUAUAGCCCGGCAAUAUAUUCCUGCGCUCGAUAUGGUGGUUGACCCCUGUGCAGCAAUUUUAGUAUUUAUUGUCACAGGGCUCUUGUGUGUGGGAAUCAAGGAGAGUACGGUGGCACAAGGCAUUGUGACGAUAGCAAAUGUAUGUGCAAUGAUAUUUGUCAUAGUGGCUGGUACUUACUUGGGCUUCAAGACUGGCUGGGCUGGAUAUGAACUUCCUACUGGGUACUUUCCCUUUGGGGUGAAUGGUAUGCUUGCUGGGUCAGCAACUGUCUUUUUUGCAUACAUUGGUUUUGAUACAGUUGCCAGCGCUGCUGAAGAGGUGAAGAAUCCUCAACGAGAUUUGCCACUGGGUAUUGGUGCUGCCCUCUCUAUUUGCUGUGCGUUAUAUAUGUUGGUUUCAAUAGUCAUUGUUGGUUUAGUGCCUUAUCAUGCAAUGGAUCCUGACACACCCAUCUCUACUGCAUUUGCUAGUCAUGGGAUGCAAUGGGCUGCGUAUGUGAUAACUGCUGGAGCUGUUACUGCUCUCUGCUCAACAUUGAUGGGUUCUAUUCUGCCUCAGCCACGAAUCCUGAUGGCAAUGGCUAGAGAUGGAUUGCUGCCAUCAUUUUUCUCAGAUAUUAAUAAACGCACUCAAGUUCCUGUGAAGAGUACAAUCGCAACUGGGAUUGGUGCUGCGGUCUUGGCAUUCUUUAUGGAUGUUUCACAGUUGGCAGGAAUGGUUAGUGUGGGUACGCUUCUUGCAUUCACCAUGGUAGCGAUAUGUGUACUGAUACUCAGAUAUGUCCCACCGGAUGAGGUGCCUUUGCCUUCAUCUCUUCAGGAGUCCAUUGAUUCAGUGUCGUCGUGGCAGGGAAGGAAUUCUCAUGAGAUUAGUGAGGAAGAUCCUAAGGCUCAUGUUGGUUCUUCCAAGGAAAGUACUAAACCUCUACUUGACAAAGUGGAUAUCUUGGUUGAACUUCCUCUGAUUGAAAAGCAAUUGCCUUUUGUUAACUACACAAUAAGUGAAGAUAACAGGCGAAAGAUUGCUGGCUGGACCAUAAUGUUCACAUGUGUUGGGGUGCUUCUCCUGACAUAUUCAGCUUCAGAUUUGGGCCUCCCCGGCUUUCUUCGCUAUACAUUAUGUGGAGCUGGUGGCAUUCUUCUUCUAUUAGGUCUGGUUGUGCUCACAUUUAUAGAUCAAGAUGAGGCAAGACACAACUUUGGGCACACAGGAGGUUUCAUUUGCCCGUUUGUCCCACUGCUACCUAUUGUCUGCAUUCUCAUCAACGUCUAUUUACUUAUCAAUCUUGGAGCGGACACCUGGGCUCGCGUUACCAUAUGGCUGUUAGUAGGAGUGGUUAUUUAUGUAUUCUAUGGCCGAACACACAGCUCUUUGGAGGAUGCGAUUUAUGUGCCAGCAGCCCAUGCAGAUGAAAUCUUUCGCAGCUCGGAAAAUUAUGUGUCCUAAGUCUUCACAAGGAAUGCUUUUAUUAAAAGUCAAUGGGUCUUUUUUCAUCUGGUUAUCGUGAAGUUUCCUUUUGUUUGUGUAAUUUCUGGUCCGAUCAAUUAUUUAUUGUUUGUAAUCUUAUUGUGGCAGAGGACGGAAAUCAGUCCAUUGUAUAAUAUCGUGUUAUUGGUUACUGCUGCUUUAUUGUUUGUAAUCUUAUUGUAGCAAAGGAUGGAAAUCAGUCCAUUCAUGUAAAUAAGUUACAAUUAAUGAAAGUUUCCACUUUCCUUUCUUAGGACAGUGGCAUGGAAACCUUCCCUC
Molecule: messenger RNA, 2481 nt
Organism: Prunus persica (peach)
Lineage: Eukaryota; Viridiplantae; Streptophyta; Magnoliopsida; Rosales; Rosaceae
Product: cationic amino acid transporter 2, vacuolar
Exons: 15
Coding region: 229-2181 (650 amino acids)
Biological process (GO): transmembrane transport; amino acid transport
Cellular component (GO): membrane
Molecular function (GO): amino acid transmembrane transporter activity
Source: RefSeq, a predicted model, not a curated record